UUUUAGUAUUUUUUGAAGCCUCUAGUACGGUCACACUAAUGAGAACGCAACAAUAGGCCGAGAAAAACGAAAUCGACAAGGAAACUUACAUAUUUUAGAGUCCAAUUGGGCUGAUAUAUUGUCAUGCAAAGUGCCUGCGAAACCAAGGGACUUGCAAUGGAGGUCACUAGUGCUAAAAUCACAGCCCUAACCACAUCCACGUCCACUUCCGGAUGCACAAACUCCAAUGCCAACAGCGAUAAAAUGAACUACGCACUGCAAGUCGCCCUGCAAACGAUCAAAGAAAGAUGCAUCCAGUUGCAAAGACGUGUGGCCAAAAUGGAGGAGGAGAACCAGCGAUUGAGGGAGGUCUCUUCGCGGACAGAGGGUGCUCCUCCGCUUGUCACCGGAAUCAACGGGGAUGUCCUCUCCCUGCGCGCACAAGUAUCCGAAUUGCAGCGUCAAAAGGAGCAGUUGGAGGAGCACAUUGGCAUGGUCUCGAAUGAGAACCGGCGCCUGUGGUCCCGCUUAUCGCAGAUUUCCAAGGAUCAGCAGCAGCUACACCCAGUGCCCAGCUCCCCAGCACAGCAAAACCAGAAUCUGGUGCGCUCCAAGACCUUCACCCAGCACUCGCCCAAUCCUCAUCUGCGCCAAAAGAUGCUCUCCGAUGGUCUCAAGGAUCUAAGUCUAGAGGAAAUUGCCCUGGAUGACUUUGGGGCCAGCAAUGAGGAGCUGGGCUAUCCCUACAAUCUGCAAAAGGUGGAGGAGUCGACCAGCGAAUCACCAGAUGCCAAUGUGGAUGCCAAAAGAUGCAUGGACGGAUUGCAGGAGAUGAGGCGGGAGGCCAUGAAGCAGCAGCAGGAGCUCAGCUCGGCAUUGACUUUACUAGAAGGUCGCAUUGAACUUCAACCAUGCCCAGAGUGCGCCCAGAAAACGGCUAAGAAACCGGAGAUGGCCGACAAAAGCCUAGAAACGGAUGACAGCCUCACCAGCGAACUGAAGAUCCAUGAAAGCCAACACAAUGGAACGCCGCCCAGCCAGAGGAUUAACAUAAUACAAGAAAAGAUCAAGGCCGAUGCAGCAGAUGCCAUGGAGAAAACAUGUCCCAUGUGCGGCAAACUGUAUUCCAGUCAGGUGUCCUUUAAUGCCUUCCGCGAGCACGUGGAGAUGCACUUCAUCGACGAUGAUGCCCUCGAUUUCGAACCGGCGGAGAACAGCGUGGAGCGGCAAUUCGAGUUCAUUUCGCAUGCUGUGGGCGACUUCUGACCCAGCAGGCGCAUCUAUUUCGCCACCGAGCUCUGACCUAUGGUAACAUCCCAAGUUAAGAUUGCAGUUUGACUGCCCACAAACCGCGUGCUUGUUACGUUUCUAUUGAAUAGCCCUGUAAGCGUACAUAUAUCAAAAUUUGGUUACAUUCUACCUAUAAUAUAUAUAUAUAUAUAUCUACCGUGAGUGUGCAUGAAUACUUAGUUAUUAGUGACAAUACAAAAUACAGUUUAAAUGUAAAGCCUGAUAAAAAUGUUAAGCCGCUUUCUUCGGUGGGAAAAGUGAAACUACCGCCCUGGCCAACAUAUUAAUUAUUAUAUGUGUUUUAUCAAUGCUGUCACAUAAUGAUGUUAAAAAUAAUAUAUUAUCAAUGCUGACAAA
Molecule: messenger RNA, 1626 nt
Organism: Drosophila gunungcola (fruit fly)
Lineage: Eukaryota; Metazoa; Arthropoda; Insecta; Diptera; Drosophilidae
Gene: spn-F
Product: protein spindle-F
Exons: 2
Coding region: 124-1245 (373 amino acids)
Source: RefSeq, a predicted model, not a curated record